This is a messenger RNA of Urocitellus parryii (Arctic ground squirrel), 1557 nucleotides long. RefSeq names its product family with sequence similarity 81 member B (gene Fam81b). NCBI's taxonomy places the organism in Eukaryota, Metazoa, Chordata, Mammalia, Rodentia, Sciuridae. The record is from RefSeq and is a predicted model, not a curated record.
CACACUUGGGAAGAUGCUCCAGAAACACGAAGACUUCAGUUAGCCUGCAAUCGAGAUUCCUUGGUAUUUGGGCUUUCUAAGAUAGAAAAAAAAUCUCUUUCCUUUUAAAAUAUUCAAAUCAACAAAAAAUAAAACUGAGAAAUCAAGCCUCAUGAGUUCAGAUACAGAAGUAAACAAAAGUGCCACCCCGACUGCAGAGGAACARCCGGAUGAACCUGAUGGCCCCCUUCCUGGCUCAGCCAGGGACCAAGAAAAAAAAGUAAAAUUUUCUCCAGCUAAAAUGUCAACCAAGAAUUCUACAGAUCUAGUUGAAUAUGUUGACAAGGGCCGUCCUUUUCUUCCCAUCAUCCAAAACACCCAGAAAAGUCAGCUGGAAGACAGACUGAACAACCAGGAGCGCACCAUAGCGUUCCUCCUUGAACAAGCCUUCCGCAUCAAGGAGGACAUCUCUUCUUGUCUCCAAGGGACCCACGGCUUUCGAAAAGAGGAAUUACUUGCCAGGAAGUUACUAGAAAGCCAUAUACAGACCAUCACUAGCAUCGUCAAAAAACUCAACCAAAACAUUGAGGUCUUAGAAGACCAAAUAAGAACUCGAGAUCAGGUGACCACAGGAACUAAUUUCGCAGUGCAGGAUCUAAACAUCAAACACCUGCAAGGAGUUGGAGACCUUCGGGGAAGAGUAGCCAGAUGUGACUCAAGCAUCAUGAAGCUUUCUGGAGAUAUACACUUCAUCAGGAACGAGUACCGGCAAAUGGAGAAAUCAAUUCAAGACCUCUUGUCUGCCCUAGAAACUGUUUCCAAGAACUUGGAUAUGAAGGUAAUGCAGCUCUUAGGAAAGAUAGAGUCUUCCACUUCUGAGCAAACCUCAAAUUUAAAGAUGAUCCAGGGAGAUUAUCGCCAUGAAAUGAACCUUUUGGAAUUCAAAUUCAAUUCACUUUCAAAUAAUCUGUACGAAGAACUUGAGAAUAAUCAAAAAUGGGCACAAAGUGAGUUUAUCAAACACAGAAAAGACCACCUGAGCCAUACAAAUGAAUGUCUGAUGGUCCUGCAGGAGAAACUGGAAAAGUCUGAAAACAAAAUGGAAGAAAAAAUGUUGCAGCUUUCAAGCAAAUUAGAAAAUUUCAUUAACUCACAGAAACAGGAAGCAGAACUGAACAAAGUAAAGUUUGUAGAAAAUAAAUUGUCCAAAAAGAUGAGUCAAAUGGAAAAGCACGUCUGGGGUGAACUAGAGAAAAUGCAGAAUGAAUAUCAAUCAGGAUUUAAAUCAAUUCAUGACUCUCUCAACUCCCUCCAACAAAUACAGAAAACAAAAAUGGAUCUAGAGAAAUAUAAAGUACAGAAAGACAUAAAGAAAUUAAAGCGUAAGAUUGUGGAACUCCAGGAGGUAUAAAACUUUCCGGUCCUUUUCUUUUUCACAUGCUAAUGGAGCAAUCUGUUAGAAAUAAUUGUGAAUAAGAAAGUUAAUAUCUCUAUGGUUCUUACUGCUUCUAAUGUCUCUGUAUCUCUUACCACCAUUUAAGAAGAUGAAUGUACCAGGGAAAAACAAUAAAGAAGCUU